Scutellospora calospora is the source of this 1821-nucleotide messenger RNA. The record is from the annotation of a GenBank genome assembly. Lineage: Eukaryota; Fungi; Glomeromycota; Glomeromycetes; Diversisporales; Gigasporaceae.
AUGAUUAUUGUAAAAAAGUUUUUAAUUCUAUACGUUCUAUUAUGGACAAUUUCAUUAGUAAUAGCUUUACCUCAAAAACGGUCAAUCCAAAAACGAGCAAUAUUUAAUACCGACCUUUUUACCGCAUUCACACCUCAACCAGCAACUACAGCUCCUACAGUUCGUACAUAUGAUUUUUACUUACAAAGAGUGUCUCUCGCACCAGAUGGUAUAAGUCGAAAUGUCUGGGCGGUAAACGGUCAAUACCCUGGGCCAAUAAUCCUAGCGAAUAAAGGAGAUCAGAUCAUGUACAAUGUAAUAAAUAAUUUAGGCGAACCAGUGACUAUUCAUUCACACGGAAUUUUACAGACAAAUAGUAACUUUUAUGAUGGUGUUCCUGGAGUGACACAGUGCCCUAUACCUAAUGGUGCUAACUUUACAUACAAUUUUACAGUUAGUGAGUCUGGAACCUAUUGGUAUCAUUCUCAUUACAUUUCACAGUAUGUAGAUGGGUUGUUUGGACCGCUUAUUGUUCAGGAUCCUGCAGAUCCUCGAUUAAGUUUAUAUGAUUAUGAAUAUGUGGUUUUCUUGAAUGAUUGGUACCAUAAUACUUCACAUGAACUAUUGGCUGCUAAAAUGGUUCCAUCCUAUCAAGGAGUUAGCCCUGUUCCUGAUUCUGUUCUCAUAAGUGGUCUUGGUCAAUAUAACUGUUCCGCAGCCAAAGGUGUACCGUGCAACUCUUCAGUAGCCACUCCAACCUACGUCGUAACAAGUGGUAAAAGAUAUCGUUUCCGUAUAAUAAAUUCAAGUGCGGACACUCAUUUCCACUUUUCAAUUGAUAACCAUGAAUUAACACUUAUUGAAGCUGACGGAAUAAACAUUCAACCAUCCACGAUCCGAUGGCUUCCUAUUAAUAUUGGACAACGUUAUUCCGUAAUAGUGAAUGCUUCACAACCUGUGGGAAACUAUUUUAUUCGCUCAAGUGCUACCAUGGCUUGUAUGCUCCCUGCAGCUACCAUGAAUGUGACUAUAAAUUAUAAUUCCGCGAUAAAUUGGAAUGCUACUGGAAUAUUACAUUAUGUUGGUGCUGCUAAUAAUUCGGCUCCAACUUCCACUCAAUUCCCGUACCCGGACAGUAUUACCGGUGUUAACUGUACCGAUGUUCCGGACGAAAAUUUAAUACCACUAGUUGCUGAUGCUCCACCGACUAAUAUCUCCCGUUCUAAUUCAUUCACAUAUAAUAUUACUUUUGGUCCAGACCCAGUAACCCAAGUCGGUGUAUUUUUUAUUAAUGGCAAUAGUUUUAGUCCAAACUUAACUAGCCCUACAUUAAUGCAAUUGGAUUCUGGUGUUAAUCCUCAAAGUUUCCCCUCGAAUCAAAGUAUAUCUUCUUAUGAAGCUGGUGGUGUUGAAAUAAUUUUUAUUAAUAACAUGCGAGAUGCUCACCCUUUCCAUCAGCACGGUCACAAUUUUUACAUUCUUGGCAGAGGUAAUGGUACGGUGCCAGACCCAAGCACCUAUAACUUGGUUAAUCCACCCGUUCGUGAUACCGCGACGGUACAAGCACUAGGAUGGAUGACAAUACGAUACUUAGCUAAUAAUCCAGGUAUAUGGUUAUUACAUUGUCAUAUUGAAUGGCAUGCUGAAAUGGGUAUGGUAAUACAACUUGUAGAACGACCGAACGAUUUAAAACAAUUAACUGUACCAUCUAAUAGUUCUUAUAUUCUUCAAGCUGUGUCAGGUACUAGUUGUAAACCUUCAUUGGUUUCUUCAACUUCUAUACUACAUGACUCUGAAGCUUGCAUUGAACUACUACCUAUUUCAUCUGCUCUUACUACCUGA